Molecule: messenger RNA, 3487 nt
Organism: Ilex paraguariensis (yerba mate)
Lineage: Eukaryota; Viridiplantae; Streptophyta; Magnoliopsida; Aquifoliales; Aquifoliaceae
Source: the annotation of a GenBank genome assembly
AUGCAGAACCAGGACGAUAUUCGAAAUCUACCUAUCGACGUCGCAUUCGCUCGUCUCGGAGGUAAAGUUCUCUCUUUCUUGACGAGCCGUGAAUUGGUGAAUCUUUAUAUUGUAAUUGAGUUCAUUUUUGUGAUUCUGAUUGAAGAAUGGUUGGUUGAUCGGAAGAGAAUACCGUCAGAUUACCGAAAACGACUGGCGGCGGUGAGGACGAAGAUAUCGUCCGCGUUAGCAUCGCUGCCCAAGGACGUUGAUCCUUUUUUUCAAACCCUAGACCCUGAAGAGAUUGGUUACUUGGAAGCCAAAGAAAUCUAUGAUAUUCUUCUGAAGUCAACUCCAGAAAGCCGUAAUAUUUUUGGUCGGCUUUCAGGUGCUGCUGGAGUUUGGGAGGCAAUUGUGCAAGCUUUUGAGAAGGACUAUAUUUACCUUGGUGAGGCUGCUCAGAAAAUGGUCCAAAAUGUCAAUUAUGAAAUCCCCUAUCAGAAAAAGCAGGUCCAAAAAACUCAACAACAACUUGCUGAACUAGAGCGCAAGGAAGCUGAUAUUAAAAGAAAUGCUGCUCUUUCAUCAGCUAAAUAUGCAGAGGCUUGUCUAGCUCUAGGAUUGCAGGGUAUAAAUGUAAGGUGGGAACUGCUAGAAACUGCAACAAAAUCACUUCCGAGUACAUUUAGCAGGAUUCUGGAAGUUUUAAAUGGUGAUUCUGUGUCACGGGCUGUUGACUUCUAUUCAGACUUUGUCAGAGAUGUUCAUACAGAAAAGGAUAAAGCCCCAGUGACGGUGUUACCAAAUCUGAGGGACAUCUUGGAAAAUCCCCCUUCUUUAAAUGUUUCUGUGAUCUCUGAAGAAGCUCUUGAUUCUGACAAAAUUCAGGCAAGCCUGAAUGAAGUAAAUCUCAUGACGGGGGACAUAGACAUUGCAGCCGCAGCUGAUACUAUUGAUUGGGAUAUUACCUUGGACAGCUCUAAUAUCGAUUGGGAUAUUGCCGAUGUGGAAGAAACAGAAGAUAUUGUGAAUGGAUUGGGUCCUUAUGAAAUCGUCAAUGCCAGUGAGAUUCCACCAAACCCUUCUCCAAAUGGUGAUGGAGCAGACCAGACCUUGUUAAAUAAAGUAGAGGGCUCAGCUCCAGAGGUCGCUGUGUCAGAUAUAUCUUGGGAUAUUGGUGUUGAGAACCCUCAAGUUGAUACAAUUGAAGAAGUUGGUUUGCCAAAUGCAGUAAUAGAACCUCAUGUAUCUGUUUCAAAUACAUUGAAUGAAAGCCGAGAAAACACCCAAAGGAGCCAGCUUCUGGAGACAGCGUACAGGAAUAAGAUUCUUGACGAUUUAUUUGAGAUUAAGGCAUUCUUGAAUCAGCGGGUGUUGGAGUUGACGAAUGAAGAGACUUUGUCUCUACAAAAUCAAGUUCAGGCAGUAGCUCCAUUCAUUUUGCAACAAUACACUUCUGAUGCUAUUCAUACAAUGCUAUCUGAUGUUUCAUCAGCCAUUUCCUUGCUUACAAAUAGGAAAACAAGGGACUUGAUAAUGAUUCUCAACUCGAAAAGAUUUCUGGAUAGACUGGUUAACAUAUUGGAGGAAAAGAAGCACCAUGAAGUGAAGUUAAAGGAGGGCUUGAAGGACUUAUCUACCAAACGUAUGGAGCUGCACAAUUCGUUAUCUUUAUCGUGGCCAAAGCAAAAAGCAGCUCUGACAAAAACCAGGAAGCUGAAGAUGCUCUGUGAGAGUACAAUUUCAUCCAUGUUUGAUGGAAGACCAGUCAAUAUUGUUGGAGAGAUUAAUACCCUGUUAAGUAGUACCGUGAGUGCGUGAUGCACCCAAGCAAUGUGUCAAUUAAAUAGUCCUUGCUAAUUAAAGGUGACGAAUUUGGGUUUCUGACCUGGGAAAUUUUAAAAUCAUUAUCAUUGUGAAGGUUCUGAACUCCAAGGAUCAAAGUCUUAUGCUUUCCUAUCUAGGUUAUGUUCAGCAGCUUGAACAUUUAACAGUUAUCCGCCAAUGGGUUCACAAUGAUCAUAAUUUAUGAAUACUUGAAAUUCUGUGGGAUGUGUAGUUUGAAAUUAUCCUUUUCUUCAAGUAGUUGCAUUGGUUUUUUGCAUUCUAUAGAACAUGCAGAUCAACCUUAUUGUUUAUGAAGAACCAAUUUAUUUAAGAUUAUUGUACAUGCGACAAGGAAAUCCUGUUGUUUUCUACAUAGCUUAAGCUUUUGUUGUUGUGUUGGUAAUUUUCGGCAGUUUUAAUCCUAGAAUUCUGCUGACUUUUUUGCUGCCAUUUUUUUUUUUGUGGUCUUCUCUUUAUCGAAUGAGACAUUUUCCAGGGGUCUGUCUUCACAAGAACCACGAAAUACCUAAGCAAAUGUAGUUGGAAAUACUGCAUUGUUGGGCUGGCCUUUCUGACCAUGUUGAUUUGCUGCAUUGCUGCUUUGAAACCAUCCCUCGACUUCGAAUCAUACCACUAAUGUGCAGGUAGUGAAAUACACCAGAUGGAAGCCAGAUUCCAAAUUCUAACAAGACAGUUCAUGCGAGCUAGAAAAGAAUGGCACCUUCAGGGUCCUUGAGCACAAGCUUACCUCAGGAGAAAAAUGUUGUAUCCAGUGCACUAUGUAUCACGGGUCUUUGGGAGUUGUAAGUGGUGGUAGGUAGGUUUUUUUUCCUCUUUUUGAGAGGUUGAUUUCUGAGUUGAAACCUACGACGUAUCGCUUGAGGGGAUGAUCACUUGGUUUAAUGUUACAAUGUUUGAAGCUUAAGACUGCUAUGGUUUCUCUGCCCUAUUACCACAUGCAUUUACUGCAUAAAUCGAGAGGUGACCAUCGUUUAUGCCGUUACAAAAUUUGAAGCAAACGACCCGUCUUGAACAAAAUGUACUAGGCAGAAAGAAGGCACAACCCUACCAAUGAGGUUGGUUUAUUCGGAUGCACACAAAUGGAUUACACUAAAGAUUACAGAAGCUCUGUUGGAGAAAUACAUUCAGUAAAUGAGUUAUGGAAUUGAGUUCAAAAGCUGUACAAGUGAAAUCUGAAUGUUGAGGUAAAAGUAUUGAAGUCUUGUAUUAAGAGCACUCAAAACUGAAAUCACAAAACAGUAACAACAUAAAAAGAAUUGAUGAGCUGAUGGUAGAGAUCCUGAAUAUCAAAUGGACAAAUAGCUCACGGUAGGCGACCCGAAGAAGCUGGUGUUAGUAGAACGGAAAGACCUCUCAAAAGGGUCGGCACCUUCAGUGCCAUCUGCUGGAAUGCUUUUGACUGUUCUGGGAUUUUGUAGUAGACAUGUCAGAGACUCCAAUAUUUCAGACAUCAGUGGUCGGAAUUCCUUCUCAGGCUGUUUACAUUCAGACGUAAAGUUAGUUGAUUUCCUGAUCAUAGAGGUAAAAUGCAUGUUAAUGUAUCUAAAUGAAUGUCCACCAAGGUUUGACUUCAAAAGUAACUGCAAUGCAGGUUAACUGUGGUUAUAAAUCUCAUGAUAAAGCAUUGGGUUGUCAAUUUUUUCUACAUGUUCAGCAACCG